GGCCGGAGAGCGCAGAAACGGGGCCGGGGGGACCCGCCCCCGGCCGGCAGCAGUCAUGAACUGCAACGUGGAGAAGCUGCCUCCGCAUAUCAUCCGCCUGCUGUACAAGGAGGUGACGACACUGACAGCUGACCCACCUGAUGGUAUCAAGGUCUCUCCUAAUGAGGAGGACCUCGCUGACCUGCAGGUCACCAUUGAGGGCCCUGAGGGGACCCCAUACGCCGGAGGCCUCUUCCGCAUGAAACUCCUGCUGGGGAAGGACUUUCCUGCCUCCUCGCCCAAGGGCUACUUCCUGACCAAGAUCUUCCACCCAAAUGUGGGCGCCAACGGUGAGCUCUGCGUCCACGUGCUCGAGAGGGACUGGACAGCUGAGCUGGGCAUCCGGCACGUGCUGCUGACCAUCAAGUGCCUGCUGAUGCACCCUAACCCCGCGUCUGCCCUCAACGAGGAGGCGGGCCGCCUGCUCUUGGAGAACUAGGAGGAGUACGCCGUCCGCGCACGCCUGCUCACAGAGAUCCACGGGGGCGCAGGCGGGCCCAGCAGCGGAAGGGCCGAGGCCAGCCGGUCCCUGGCCAGCGGGGCUGUGGCCUCCACCGCUGACCCCAUGGCCCCUGGGGGCCCAGCAGGGGCCGAGGGGCCCAUGGCCAAGGAGCACGCGGGUGAGCGUGAUAAGAAGCUGGCAGCCAAGAAAAAGACGGACAAGAAGCGGACUCUGCGGCGGCUGUAG
Messenger RNA from Physeter macrocephalus (sperm whale), 727 nucleotides. RefSeq names its product ubiquitin-conjugating enzyme E2 S-like. The record is from RefSeq and is a predicted model, not a curated record. NCBI's taxonomy places the organism in Eukaryota, Metazoa, Chordata, Mammalia, Artiodactyla, Physeteridae.